This is a messenger RNA of Papilio machaon (common yellow swallowtail), 1553 nucleotides long. RefSeq lists its product as uncharacterized. The transcript is spliced from 12 exons. The coding region runs from base 90 to 1553 and encodes 487 amino acids. Lineage: Eukaryota; Metazoa; Arthropoda; Insecta; Lepidoptera; Papilionidae. The record is from RefSeq and is a predicted model, not a curated record.
CCGACGAUCAUUUGCAAUUUGUGAAUUAGAGCAUAGAGUUUAGUAUGUCGAGUUAAGAAAAUUUAUUUUUAUAUCUUAAACUUUUCAGAAUGUUAGUUUUCAAAUUAUUUUUAUGUUUAAUGGUUAGUGUGAACGCCGGUCCAGCUACUGAAAGUUUUAAAAAUCAAUAUUGUACUGACCCGCGUACAAUGAAGAAACACACGGCGUACACGGAGUGGGCAGACGCGUACUCUUGCACGAGACAUCGCUGCCAGCCUGGUGGGAGGAAUCUAGCAAUAUACACAGUCGGAUGCAAGCGUGUAGAGCCACCAGAAUCCGCGAUCGAAUGUGAGGAAGUUGUGGAAGAUACCAACAUGCAGUUCCCAUACUGCUGUUCACGACUACGUUGCCUAGUAGUGGUCCGCGGCGAAGUAUGGACGCGCGUGUUGGGCCAGCCCUGGGAGACGCUGCCCGCCGCACCCUGGAGCCACAUGUACAAAAUGAAGAAACCUCCGCCCCCUGACGCCAGUUUUCUACCAAAACACGGUGAAGGUCCCGUUUACGAACUGGCGACGGACAACGAUGAGCAAGGUGUGUUGAGGGCGACAAAGAAAGCUACCACCGAGGACCCGGCCAACUGCAAAGACUCUGUACAUAGAUCGAAUAGUAACGCCGCACCUGACAUUGUAAUUGCUUUGGAGACGAAUAAAGAAGAGAAAGAAGUUAAAAAAAUCGAAAGUGGAAGGCAGGACGUUGUGGAGGAGGCCCCGGAAAUGCGCAACGAGAUGGAUUAUGAAGAUUUGGAAACCACCACUGAAAAAAAAUCGAUGGCACGCCAAAUAACAUGGACCGAAAUCCCGCCUAAUCAAUGGAACGAACAUGAGAUGUCUAUGGACAUCGAGAAUGCUAAAGAACAGGAGAUAGAAAAAAAGGAGAGCAAGUCCCCGAACCUGCAGGCGCUGGUGGACGCCAUCGGCAGCAGGAUGCGAGACAUCGAGAACGUGGUGCAGAGGAUGAGCCAGAAGGUGCACAGGAACAAACCGCAGCUUACCGUAAUAGGAAACAGCAUGAACAGUAUCGAGAGAAGGUCUGACGACAUACAAACUCGUAAAAGUUUAAGUCAGGAUCUGAAAGAGCACGACCACGAAAUCGUCGUUUCGAAAAAUCAGUAUCCCAACAGCGAAUCGUUUAAACGAGUCAAACAUAUUCACGGCACAACAGAGCCGAAUAGCGAUGUGCCUCUGUACGUAGAGGAUACCAACCUGAAUGGAUACUUCAGUGACGUCAGUAACAGUAUACUGCGCAGAGUCGGCUUACCUAAAGAACCAAUAGCAACUUACAUGGCACCAGUAGAGAAUAGAGUGAAACCUCAAGUCCAUACAAUAGUUGUCAGUUCAGGAGAAAUCGAAAAGUCGAAGAAGAAAAAGCGAACUCACAAGAAGAAGAAAAACAAUAAAACCCACAAGAAGCAUCACUUGAAAGAAGAAAAGAAAAAACAUUUCAAUAAAAAGAAAUCCUCUGAAAUAGAGAAGAAUGUUGUAUCACUUGAAGAUAGCAGUUCUGUAACUUCUUAA